Molecule: messenger RNA, 1497 nt
Organism: Coregonus clupeaformis (lake whitefish)
Lineage: Eukaryota; Metazoa; Chordata; Actinopteri; Salmoniformes; Salmonidae
Product: GTP:AMP phosphotransferase AK3, mitochondrial
Exons: 5
Coding region: 295-975 (226 amino acids)
Biological process (GO): nucleobase-containing compound metabolic process
Cellular component (GO): mitochondrion; cytoplasm
Molecular function (GO): AMP kinase activity; ATP binding
Source: RefSeq, a predicted model, not a curated record
UUAGACUUGGGGCUGUGUGGAUGCGAGCGUCCUCACGUGUCCUCACCGUGCAGCGAGCCGAAGCAGUUUUCUCGUUAAGAACUUCUUCCUCCUUCUCUAUCCGCGUCAAAUUGAGGAUUUCAAGAGCCAAGCUAGGAUUGCUACAGGAGUCGCCCACUGUAGGCGAUUGCACUCUUGCACACAGUGGAUAGGUUUGGACACCAGAAUUCCGCUUGAACAGAAGUUCUCUUGUCUAAACGCACAAAGAACAGUUUUAUGGGAAGGACGUGCUGGUUACAACAAUAACAUUGGAAAAUGGUUCUAAAAAGGAUAUUCCGGACGGUUAUCAUGGGACCUCCGGGCUCCGGGAAGGGCACAGUGUCGGGGCGCAUAGUAAAACGUUUCGGAUUAACGCAUCUUUCAAGUGGGGACCUUUUGAGGGCCAACAUUAAAGCCAAAACAGAGCUGGGUCUUCUGAUGAAGUCAUGCAUCGACCAGGGUCAGCUGGUACCUGAUGACAUAAUCUCCCGUCUCAUCCUAACAGAGAUGAGGAGCAUAGAGCAGAGCAGCUGGCUGCUGGACGGGUACCCCCGCACCUUGGCUCAGGCGGAGACUCUAGACGGCGUGUGCAGUGUGGACAGAGUCAUCAACCUGGACGUUCCUUUCCAGACCAUCAAACAGAGACUGACCUCUCGCUGGCUGCACCUCCCCAGCGGACGCGUCUACAACAUCGACUUCAACCCACCCAAGAUAUCUGGCCUUGAUGACGUCACUGGAGAGCCUCUGAUUCAGAGAGAUGAUGACAGACCAGAGACCAUCACCAGGAGGCUAAAGUCCUACGAGAACCAGACACAACCUGUGUUAGAGUACUACAGGAGCAAAGGGAUGUUGGAGACAUUCUCAGGAACGGAAACCAACAAGAUCUGGCCUCACAUUCAGGCAUUUCUGUCCGAAACACUCUUCUCCCAAAAUGAAAAUGUUGUUGGGAAAGCCUAGAAUCCACUCUAUGGAAAAGGAAGGAUCAGUUUACCAAAACUUAAAUGGGACUCAACUCUUCGGUCCAAACCGUAGCAGUAUCUCUGUGCCUAUAUAAGACCAUGCCACGAACUACAACAUAGCUGGAUGAGGACCACUUGUUAAACCAAUAUGUCACAUUCUAGCUCUAUUCAUUCCAUAUGUAGCCUGAUCCCAGAUUUGUUUAUGCUGUCUCACCAACUCCUAUGGUCACUGUCAAGUUAAACAUCGAUCGUAGGAGUCGGCAAGACAGCACAAACAGAUCUGGGACCAGGCUAUUCCAAAUGUAACUUGUUGCCAGAUGAUGUGGUUUUGUGUCCAAUUUCUAGCGGUCCUUGGUCUCUCUGUGUGUGGACAGGACAGGACUUGAGGGUAAAGUGCCGUUAUAUUAUUAUGUUUGUAGGGCCAAGUGCCUGUUGUUGACUGUAUACUUUAUCAUGUAGUAGUUUUUAAAUGAUAAAUGUGAAUCACCAUGCAAUUAAUACAUAAAAAAAAAAAAUCUGA